Molecule: messenger RNA, 1850 nt
Organism: Hypanus sabinus (Atlantic stingray)
Lineage: Eukaryota; Metazoa; Chordata; Chondrichthyes; Myliobatiformes; Dasyatidae
Gene: c1h8orf76
Exons: 6
Coding region: 174-1340 (388 amino acids)
Molecular function (GO): protein binding
Source: RefSeq, a predicted model, not a curated record
ACCCAUGGCCAACAUAGCUUUUAGUCCAGAAUUACAAAAGAGUGAAAUGUGGUUUUGUGGUCCGAUUUGAUUCGGCUGUAUGGGCGGGGAGCGAAAGAGGAAGGGCUCGGAACGUUUGUGCUGCUCCACAGUGUGCCGGAGGAACUGUUUAUCAGUUGUAAGCCACGCGCAAGAUGGUUGACGUGGGCUGCGAGUUCGAGGAUUCAGUCUUCGAAGAGUUUCGGGUGAAGAAGGCGGUGCAGAAAUCGGAGUCAAGCGUUUACAAAGCGAGAUUCUGCGAGCCGGAGUGGUUUUGGGAUGACAUUUCUACCUUGGAUGAUGUGAAGAAACUGACUGCACUGAAGUUUCGAGGUGACCUGGCAUUUAAGCAUCAGGAUUAUCAGAAAGCACUAUGCGAAUAUACCAGUAGCUUGGCUCUUGUUCCAGACACAAAUAUAGCUCUUAGAAGAGACCUACAGGAGGCUCGAGCUCGAUGUCUAAGCUAUCUUGGCAGAGACGAAGAUGCCUUGGAUAUAGCACAAGAAUUGAGAUCUGAAGUGACAAACACAGACCACCUCACCACAGUUCUUAAUCUCAACAUUCAAAUUCAUCACAAUGCCGGAGAUCUGCUGCAGGAGCUUUACUGUUUACAACAGUUAAUUUCCUUGCAUCCGCUCAACCCAUGGUAUUGGAAGAAGUUAGCUGAAGCCUACCUUGGUCUCGCUCAAGGCUUAUCGUUGCCAACAGCACCAGUUGUCCCAGGCUGUGAGGGCAGGCACUGCCUUCGAACCUCACAGCGGUCGGCAGGAGAGGCAGAAUCCUUGCAAGGUGUAAGCAACAGAUCUCCCAUGUCAGAGACUUGGGAAGGGCAGUCGGUGUGCCCUGCAAGUGUGUCCACAGAAGAGGGUUCAGUUUCGAUGCUGACAAGAAGUAGAAAGCCACUGGAGCCAGUGAAUGGUUCAUCGUCCUGUUCAAUCAUUGCCGCUGACACGGAGUCCAACGUUGGAGGAGAGCUGCAACAUCUGUGGCUAUUUGCAUAUUCGUCCUUUGUGAGAGCAAGACUUCUGUUGCAGAUGAUGAAGCCUCAGCAGACGUCAUUUGUCCUGGAGAGGAGCGAGGCUGUGCAAGAAGAGAUCAGUCAGCAGCUCGGCAGGCUGUAUCGGAGUGAAGAGUUGCUGAAUGCCCUAACCAAGACAAUGGGGAAGGACCUCUGGUCAGAGAAGAUCAAGAAUGGUGCUGAUGCUGAAGGAUGUGCUGCUUUUCCCAGUUCGUCUGCUUUAUCCAACGCUAACGUUGAGACAGGCUCGGACUUUGAGGAAAGGUGGUUUAAGAAGACUCGCUGCAUUUCCAUACUGUGGUAGGAUGGGAAGGAAAAAGAAGAGCUUUGAAUAUUGCACAUGUGGCUUGAUCAUUGCCAAAGAAACUGUUUAUUGUGGACAGUUGCUGCUUUGAUAAGUUGAGCAAAAUGCAGAGCCCUCUUGGCCAGAAUGGUGAAGUAUAAAACAAAAUCACAGUCUUAUGGUGGAUUGAUCAUGGCCUUACUGAAGCAGUUGGAUUUCAGAAGUGGUAUACGAAACAAACUGAUUUGUACUUUACCUCUGCAGAAUUCAUUGAUAAAACACACAGUGAGUCCUGUCAGUGAUAUUGCUAGCAGUGUGUUCAGAAAACAGGCGUUUGUUACUGCAAGAUCUCUAAUACAAUCCAGUCACCGGCUGUGUGAAGAGUAAUCUUCUUGUACAGUGAUUUCAGCAACUGGAUUUAAGAUAUUCUAACAGCAUGAUUUUCUCCCCACAGUUUUAUUAUUGUUUAAUGCGAUCCUAAAUUUUCUGUAAAUGGAGGACAUGGGCAGAGGGAAUAAUUAAAGACAAGAG